UCGGGGACGCGGCUACGCGGCCUCCAGGCCUGCGGCCUCCAGGCCUCUGGCUUCCGAACCUCUGGGCUCUGUACCAGCCGCGCGCUCGCUUUCCGCACCAUGUCCUUGCGGACGCUACCGCUGCUCUUCUUGAACUUGGGCGGGGAGAUGCUUUACAUCCUGGACCAUAGGCUGCGGGCCCAGAACAUCCCGGGAGACAAGGCCCGGAAAGUUCUGAAUGACAUCAUCUCAACCAUGUUCAAUCGAAAGUUUAUAGAGGAAUUGUUCAAACCCCAAGAGCUCUACUCCAAGAAGGCCCUGAGGACCGUCUACGACCGCCUGGCCCAUGCCUCCAUCAUGAGACUGAACCAGGCCAGCAUGGAUAAGCUCUAUGACCUGAUGACGAUGGCUUUCAAAUAUCAAGUAUUGCUGUGUCCUCGUCCCAAGGAUGUGUUGCUGGUCACUUUCAAUCAUUUGGAUGCCAUCAAGGGAUUCAUCCAAGACUCCCCAACCAUCCUGCACCAAGUGGAUGAGACUUUCCGGCAGCUGACGGAAACAUACGGGAGUCUCUCUGCGGGGGAGUUCCAGCUGAUCCGGCAGAUGCUCCUCAUCUUUUUCCAGGACCUGCACAUCCGGGUAUCCAUAUUUCUAAAGGACAAAGUUCAGAAUUCUAAUGGUCGCUUUGUAUUGCCAGUGUCUGGGCCCGUUCCCUGGGGAACUGAAGUUCCCGGACUCAUCAGAAUGUUCAACCACAAAGGCGAAGAAGUGAGGAAGGCAGAAUUCAAGCACGGUGGAAGCUAUGUUGCUGCCCCCAAAGAAGGGUCUUUUGAACUUUAUGGAGACCGAGUCCUGAAACUAGGAACUAACAUGUACAGUGUGAACCGGCCCGUGGAAACCCAUAUGUCCGGAGCAUCGAAGAACGCAGCUGCACGGACGCAAGAAUACACUGCUCCAAACCCUCUUGCUAAAGAAGAGCUGAAUCUCUUGGCCAGGCUGAUGGGAGGGAUGGAAAUUAAGAAACCCUGUGGCCCUGAGUCAGGAUUCCGGUUGAAUCUCUUCACCACUGAUGAAGAGGAGGAACAAGCAGCGCUAUCCAGGCCAGAAGAGUUAUCCUAUGAAGUUAUCAACAUCCAAGCUACUCAGGACCAGCAGAGGAAUAAAGAGCUGGCUCGGAUCAUGGGGGAGUUUGAGAUCACAGACCCGCCGAGCCGGAGCGCCAGCAAGGGUGAUGAUUUGCUUGCCAUGAUGGAUGAGUUAUAGCCGUGCUGACCAGGCACCCCCCUCCCCCUCCGAGAGGCUGCUGGAGGAGGACCCCGGACUCCCCGGGGAACCAGAUGCUGCUGCUAGUUUUCUACUGAUGAAGCCUUUACCUCUUGUUCCUGUUUAUGUCUGAACCAACUGUGCGGUUCUCCCCCAGGGAGCAAGCACUCUCUCUGGAAGGCCCGCCCAUGUACUUAUUUUCAGCAAAGUAUAUUCUGGCUUUUAAA
Messenger RNA from Phacochoerus africanus (Common warthog), 1466 nucleotides. It is a transcript of the gene OSCP1, whose product is annotated as organic solute carrier partner 1. The record is from RefSeq and is a predicted model, not a curated record. Gene Ontology annotation, cellular component: cytoplasm; plasma membrane. The coding region runs from base 100 to 1239 and encodes 379 amino acids. NCBI's taxonomy places the organism in Eukaryota, Metazoa, Chordata, Mammalia, Artiodactyla, Suidae. Gene Ontology annotation, biological process: transport. The transcript is spliced from 10 exons.